UGCUCUAAAUUCUGUAUUGUAUUCAAGACUGUUUAAUGGUGAUCAUGUUGGCUAAAUAAGUGAAGAACGUAAAGACGUUGUUGAUAAUAAGACAUUGUGGUUUGAAGUGGAUAAUUUCGGCAAUGGCGAACUACAAAAAGCAGCAAGAGCUUGUCUGAUAGCUAAGCCUAACGGCACACCUUCAUCAGCAACCUGAAGCUUCAUUUCACCUGAAGACAAAUGACUUUACAUCAAUGGCAUAUCAAUUGGAGCAGCAAUCACCGCGACAUCUUCCAAAAUUAUCAAGACACUCUAAUCCCUACCACAUAAAGAGACCAAUGAACGCCUUCAUGGUCUGGUCAAGACUGCAACGGAAGAAAAUAUCGAUGAUGAACCCAAAGCUACACAACUCAGAAAUAUCAAAACGCUUAGGACUGGAAUGGAAGAGUUUGGAUGAAACGGAGAAGAGGCCUUUCAUUGAUGAAGCUAAGAGAUUACGGAUCAAACACAUGCAGGAUUAUCCUGACUACAAAUACCGUCCGAGGAGGAAGAACAGGUUGGAUACAGCAGCGUUUUCCAAUCCAGCACUUUAUACGACCAGGGAGACUUUUGUAGAAGUGGAGCCUCGACCAGAGCCGAGUUAUCAGACGCUUUCGUAUCCAGAUCAGUUCGUGUAUAACAAUAUGAUCAGCUACACAGUGCCUUCGAUACCCCAGCCAACGUUUGUGCCUACUUCUAUGAGGCCUAAGGAAGAACCGUUGCCCAGCUUGGAUUUGAGGCCUCUGCCGUCGAUUGAGAGCAUAUCCCCGAGGCCUUUUGCAGUUGUGAACCAGCAGAUGAUGGUGAAGGCUUAUCAGGACCUGCAUUACGUGCCUGGUGACGUCACAAGGAUCUCUUAUCACUACCCGUUUGGGGUGCAGUAGUCGUGUUUUGUUUUUUAAGUUUUUUGAGGCCAUAAUGUAAUUUUAAGCCGUAGAAAGUACAGCUAACCUUUGUUAAUGCUUGUGAUUUUUUAGUUUUGUUUAAAAGUAAAGCUAGUGCACUUUAGUUACCUAAUCUAUAAA
Molecule: messenger RNA, 1043 nt
Organism: Helicoverpa zea (corn earworm)
Lineage: Eukaryota; Metazoa; Arthropoda; Insecta; Lepidoptera; Noctuidae
Gene: SoxB3
Product: transcription factor sox-2-like
Exons: 1
Coding region: 234-902 (222 amino acids)
Biological process (GO): cell differentiation; regulation of DNA-templated transcription; anatomical structure morphogenesis
Molecular function (GO): DNA-binding transcription factor activity, RNA polymerase II-specific; RNA polymerase II cis-regulatory region sequence-specific DNA binding
Source: RefSeq, a predicted model, not a curated record